Molecule: messenger RNA, 5426 nt
Organism: Bubalus bubalis (water buffalo)
Lineage: Eukaryota; Metazoa; Chordata; Mammalia; Artiodactyla; Bovidae
Gene: PRKG2
Product: protein kinase cGMP-dependent 2
Exons: 19
Coding region: 234-2522 (762 amino acids)
Biological process (GO): protein phosphorylation
Molecular function (GO): ATP binding; cGMP-dependent protein kinase activity
Source: RefSeq, a predicted model, not a curated record
CCACCCGGCUCCCACGUAGUCCGAGUGGCGGCGCCGGCAGCCCCGGGCCCGCGCCCCGCGCCCCGCGCCCGGCCGGGGCUGGCUACACUGACCCGCGACCGGCGGGGGCGCCGCGGGCGGCUGGGGAGGCAGGGCGGCGAGGGAGCGGACGCCGAGACGCAGGGGCGGCGACGGCGCCGAGGGGACCAGCUGCGCACCUGGAAAGUUACCCGGCUGUCUGGUCCUUGAGCAAAAUGGGAAAUGGUUCGGUGAAACCCAAACACUCCAAGAAUCCAGAUGGGCACCCCGGGAACCUCACCGCCAGCGCCCUCCGGAGCAGGGUGACAGAGCUGGAAAGAGAGCUGAGAAGGAAGGAUGCUGAGAUCCAGGAGCGGGAGUACCACCUGAAGGAGCUGCGGGAGCAGCUGUCCAAACAGACUGUGGCCAUCGCGGAGCUCACGGAGGAGCUCCAGAACAAGUGCAUCCAGCUGAACAAGCUUCAGGAUGUGGUGCACCUGCAGGGAGGAAGCCUGCCCCGGGCGUCCCCGGACAAAGUGCCUCUUGAGGUUCAGCGGAAGACCUCGGGAUUGGUCUCCCUCCACAGCAGGAGGGGAGCGAAGGCUGGAGUGUCCGCCGAGCCGACCACCCGAACCUAUGACCUCAACAAACCCCCUGAAUUUUCCUUUGAGAAAGCAAGAGUCAGAAAGGACUCCAGUGAGAAGAAGCUCAUUACAGAUGCCCUUAAUAAAAAUCAAUUUCUGAAGAGAUUGGAUCCUCAGCAGAUCAAAGACAUGGUGGAAUGCAUGUAUGGGAGAAACUACCAGCAAGGGAGCUACAUUAUUAAGCAAGGAGAACCAGGAAACCAUAUCUUUGUACUGGCAGAGGGUCGACUAGAGGUGUCCCAAGGCGAGAAACUGCUGUCAUCCAUCCCUAUGUGGACCACGUUUGGGGAACUAGCCAUUUUAUACAACUGUACAAGAACUGCCUCCGUGAAAGCUAUUACCAAUGUUAAAACAUGGGCACUAGAUCGAGAGGUAUUCCAGAAUAUAAUGAGAAGGACAGCUCAAGCUAGAGAUGAACAGUACAGAAACUUCCUCAGAAGUGUAUCCUUGCUGAAGAAUUUACCUGAAGAUAAACUAACCAAGAUCAUUGACUGCUUGGAAGUGGAAUACUAUGACAAAGGAGAUUACAUUAUUAGAGAGGGUGAGGAAGGAAGUACGUUUUUCAUUUUAGCAAAAGGAAAGGUAAAAGUCACCCAAAGUACUGAAGGCCAUGAUCAACCACAGCUCAUAAAAACACUGCAGAAAGGAGAAUAUUUUGGAGAAAAAGCUCUUAUCAGUGAAGAUGUCAGAUCAGCUAACAUUAUCGCCGAGGAAAAUGAUGUCGCAUGCCUGGUUAUAGAUCGAGAAACAUUCAACCAAACAGUGGGGACUUUUGAAGAACUCCAAAAAUAUCUUGAAGGGUAUGUGGCAAACCUGAACCGGGAUGAUGAAAAAAGACAUGCAAAGAGAUCCAUGUCUAGCUGGAAGCUGUCCAAAGCACUCUCUUUGGAGAUGAUUCAACUGAAGGAGAAAGUGGCCAGAUUUUCCUCAUCAUCCCCCUUCCAGAACCUUGAGAUUAUCGCAACACUGGGCGUUGGUGGGUUCGGAAGAGUUGAGCUUGUUAAGGUAAAAAAUGAGAACGUUGCUUUUGCUAUGAAGUGUAUAAGGAAGAAACAUAUCGUUGACACGAAGCAGCAGGAGCAUGUCUACUCAGAAAAGAAGAUCCUGGAAGAGCUAUGCUCACCCUUCAUUGUGAAAUUAUAUCGCACCUUCAAGGACAAUAAGUAUGUAUACAUGCUUCUGGAGGCCUGCUUAGGUGGGGAGCUCUGGAGUAUAUUAAGAGACAGAGGCAGCUUUGAUGAACCCACCUCCAAGUUCUGUGUUGCUUGUGUGACAGAAGCAUUCGAUUACCUGCAUCGACUAGGUAUUAUCUACAGAGACCUGAAACCAGAAAACUUAAUUCUAGAUGCUGAGGGCUAUCUUAAAUUGGUUGACUUUGGAUUUGCUAAGAAAAUAGGAUCUGGACAGAAAACAUGGACGUUCUGUGGAACUCCAGAGUAUGUAGCUCCUGAAGUCAUUCUCAACAAAGGGCAUGACUUCAGUGUGGAUUUUUGGUCCCUGGGAAUUCUAGUAUAUGAGCUCCUCACGGGCAACCCUCCUUUUUCUGGGAUUGACCAAAUGAUGACCUACAAUCUGAUUCUCAAAGGCAUUGAAAAAAUGGAUUUUCCCAGAAAGAUAACAAGACGACCUGAGGAUCUGAUUCGGAGGCUUUGCAGGCAAAAUCCAACAGAAAGACUGGGAAAUCUGAAGAAUGGAAUCAAUGACAUUAAGAAACACAGGUGGUUAAAUGGUUUUAAUUGGGAGGGACUGAAAGCACGAAAUCUUCCAUCACCUUUACAAAGAGAGCUCAGUGGACCCACAGAUCACAGCUACUUUGACAAGUAUCCUCCUGAAAGGGGGGUGCCUCCAGAUGAGCUGUCAGGCUGGGACAAAGACUUCUGAGAGAAGGAAAGAUGAUCACUGCCUACAGAAUCGAGAGGACUAGAAGUCCUAGCAAUCCAACACUGAUCAUUUCUCUUUGGAGUUUGACACUAUCUUUUGGAAGACCAUUAGAGAAACGAAAUCCCUACCCAUGAUCUGGGGGUGGGCGAGAGUGGGUGCAGAGGUGGUUCUGAAUUAUAAUGUCUCAUUUAGAUGCUGUGAAUUAUUCAUGUGUUCCAUUCUUUGCUUUUCUCAAAUGUUGAAGGCUGUCUUAGUCCCCUCUUCGAAGUCAGAACCAUUUUUGUUAAAGGGACAUUAUCUUCUCUGCAAUCUAUUGCUCCAUCCUUAUCAUUCUUGUCUUGUUUAAGUCCUAGUAAGGUUUAAAAAAUGUCUUGUCCUUGAGCAACUAGGUCAUUCAAAGAGAAGGAAGAACAAGGGUUAAUUUUGGAAAAUUUCCCUUUCCCAACAAUCUCACGUAAGCAUCAUGGCAUCUUGAAAUUGCGGUUUGCAGGAAACGUGGUAGUCAAUAGAAAUUCUUGAUUUUCACCUGCAUUCAACCUAGAAAUAAAUUAAUAUGCUUCUGAAAGUAGUCUGGGGAAAGGCAAAUUUGAAUAUUAGUCCUUGGUACCACUUCCUAACAUAAAUGAGUUAAUUCUUCCUUCCAGGUAAUUAUAUUGUAUUGGAGAACUUAGAAAAAAUAAACAAAGCAAAAAAUAUUUUUUAUUUUCCUGUGACCAGCUGUGGUACCUCAGAGACUUUGCAAAAGUCUUGUGAGAAGUGGUUGUAACGUGUGGUUAAUUGAGGGGCCUUUGGAAAAGUUUUAUCUUACAUAUUAAAUAUUUUCACAAUCAACUUAGAAAACAUACAGAAACUAGAUUGUGAAGGCUUUUCCUUCCCCUUACCUGUGGAGGAGAAAAACUUCCAAAAGGUCAAAAUGUUGACUCUUUGAGACUCUGAGAUAUUUUGGCCAGUUCUGUGACUGUUGCUAUUAAUAAACCAAGACUAUAGAAUAAACACAGUUAAUUUUUAAUGAAAAUCCCAUUGGCAAAUAUUGAUGCAAACCAAAAUCACUGUUGCAUUAAUAAUUUUUUAAAAAGAUGUGUGAGUCAUGGGACUAUUUAUAAUUUUAGAUAUUUAAGGCAGGCCAGCCGCUCGAGAAGUAAUGCCCAGUAACAAGGACACCCAGCAUCAAGUCCCCUCCUGUCUCCUCUGUAGUCUUCCAAAUGAUGGGUAGAUUUGUUUCAAUAGUGUUGGAUACCAGUGCCUAAGAACUUUGCUAGUAGAAUGUUUUUAUGUAUCAAUCAUGAUUAUUCUCCCUCCCUCCUUUCCAAAUGGAUAGGAAGCCGACUUUCCACCUUUCUCAUCUAGCAGAGUAAAAAUAACGUUUCUUCUGCAUUGAAAAGUUCCAUUAAUGAAGCUUCUGCAUUGUUCAAGCUCCUGGUUAUAUUUCCAUAUGCUGAUGUUCUAUAGGAAAAGCAACCUCUACCCACACUCCACCCAUAUUUUCAGCAUUCGGAGAAUCAGUUAUCUGCUUUCUGAAGUGUUAAAACAGAUGAGUGAGGCCCCACCCAAGAAGGUGCAUCCUUAACAAAUUAUAUUUCCACAUUUAGAAUCUUUUUGCUGAACCAAAGAAUUUUUGUUUCCUGGAGUAGUAUUUUUAAAGUUGUACAUAGAUGAAGCAUUUUUAAUAGGAUUGACGUAACCCGCUUAAUGAAUUUCUAAGAUUUUUUAAAGAGUUUUAUUUGCAUUUGGUUUGUAAGCACUGUAUGUUUUUCCAUGUAUAUAUUUUUCAAUUACCCACCUAUAAAUGUAGGAAAUUUGUGUAUUAGGUUAAUAUUAGAACUGUACAGUUAUACUAGCAAUGGUAUUCUCAAAGGUGAUCAGUAGUUGUAAUUCAAAAACAACUUGCAUAUAUACAAAUAAAAACCAACUUAGAGUACUACAAGUUUACUUUGGCUAUGACUGGCCAUGCCAUUAUAUAAUCUCCACAUGUGAUUUUAUUGGGUUUCCUUUAGAGUACUUUAUAAAGAUGAAGAAAUGAGAGACCUAACCAUAAUAUAAACCCAAUUCUAUUUUGUAGCUGGAUGACCUUGGGAAAAUGACUUCACUUUUUUGAGUACUAGCUUUCUCACCUGUAGAAAAAGGCACACUAAAAUAAUACCAACGUUAGGGACCUGUUUUGGGGAGUAAGUUGAUAGAGAGUCCUUUACCAAUUUCAAUGAAAUAAUCAAUGCUGCAUAGAUGGAAAGUACUGUUACUAUCUCUGUUAGAAUUAAAGGGGCCUUAAUAACCAUUUAGUCCUGAACUCUGUGUAUCAUUGGUAUCUGUAUGCCAACCAUAUCAAUUAAAUACAAUGUUAAUCUUUUCUUUUUGUUUUAAAUCAUGAAGUAAAGAUAGUUAAGCUUUAGUGCAUAUGAAGAGUUAAUCCUCACCAAAAUGAAGUGCUUAUUAAGAGCUCACUGCGCACCUAAGUUUCUAAAUUUUAACUUUUUAUAAAUUAGAUAUGUAGGUAUUCUUAGAAAAUACAGAAAAGUAUUCCCCUAUAUACAGAUCCUUCAUAUUCCUAAUCAUUAAAUCAUUCCUAAUCUGUCUUUUCUGGGUAAAAUGUUGAUUUUUCAUUCUUGAGCCUCUUCUCUGUGGGGUCAGCUUUUCACAAUGGUAAUUUCCUAUUUUCUCUAAAUAUUAAAAUGUCUGGGGUGAGGAAAAUGUUGUGAUGAAAAGGAAAAAAUUGGGAGUAAAAUACUAUGGGUUUGAAUUCCUGCUCUUCCUAGAUAUGUGUGACCUUGAAUAACAAACCACAUAUUUAUUCAUCUAUAACUUAGAGGUGGUACAUGUAAAGUUUUGGAACAUUGGGCCAAAAUAUUAUUUCUUGUAGGUCAUUGAUAAUAACCAUUUGGAAAUAAAUAUAUACAUAUAUAUCUUUUG